Messenger RNA from Orycteropus afer afer, 2323 nucleotides. The record is from RefSeq and is a predicted model, not a curated record. NCBI's taxonomy places the organism in Eukaryota, Metazoa, Chordata, Mammalia, Tubulidentata, Orycteropodidae.
CCCCGGAAGUGAUCUUGCGGCGUUCCCUAAGGAUUGAGGGGCUGGCUCAAGGACCGCCCUGCCUCCGGUGGCUAACGUCACCUCCGCCCUUAUAAUCUGCGACGUGGCCGGCUUCUUCUGCCCGGGAGGGGACGUCACUUCCGCCGAGUCCCUGACCUGCUGCUAGGAUCGCGACGGGAACUGGAGCCCGAGGUCCCCGCGCGGCCCGGGCCUGGCGCCCUGAGGGGAAGAGCGGCCCGGCCCGAGGACCUCCAGCAGGUGAUGGUGUCAGGACCCAACCUUAAUGAAACCAGCAUUGUGUCUGGUGGCUAUGGGGGCUCUGGUGAUGGACUUAUCCCUACAGGGUCCGGCCGCCAUCCAUCUCACAGUUCCACUCCCACUGGCCCUGGAGAUGAGGUGGCUCGGGGAAUCGCUGGAGAGAAGUUUGACAUUGUCAAGAAAUGGGGCAUCAACACAUACAAGUGCACAAAGCAGCUGUUAUCAGAGCGAUUUGGCCGAGGCUCCCGGACUGUGGACCUGGAGCUAGAGCUGCAGAUUGAGUUGCUGCGUGAGACGAAGCGCAAGUAUGAGAGUGUCCUGCAGCUGGGCCGGGCACUGACAGCCCACCUCUACAGCCUGCUGCAGACCCAGCAUGCACUGGGUGAUGCCUUUGCUGACCUCAGCCAGAAGUCCCCAGAGCUUCAGGAGGAAUUUGGCUACAAUGCAGAGACACAGAAGCUGCUAUGCAAGAAUGGGGAGACGUUGCUAGGGGCGGUGAACUUCUUUGUCUCUAGCAUCAACACAUUGGUCACCAAGACCAUGGAAGACACACUCAUGACUGUCAAACAGUAUGAGGCUGCCAGGCUGGAAUAUGAUGCCUAUCGAACGGACUUAGAGGAGCUGAGCCUAGGCCCCCGGGAUGCAGGGACACGGGGCCGACUUGAGAGUGCCCAGGCCACUUUCCAGGCCCAUCGAGACAAGUAUGAGAAGCUGCGGGGAGAUGUGGCCAUCAAGCUCAAGUUUCUGGAAGAAAACAAGAUCAAGGUGAUGCAUAAGCAGCUGCUGCUCUUCCACAAUGCCGUGUCCGCCUACUUUGCUGGGAACCAGAAACAGCUGGAGCAGACCCUGCAGCAGUUCAACAUCAAGCUGCGGCCACCAGGAGCUGAGAAGCCCUCCUGGCUAGAAGAGCAGUGAGCUGCUCACAGCUCAGUCUGGCUACCAAGAAGGACUCUGGGAGGGGCAGCCCUCGGGUGGAGGAGAUUGGACAUGGGACAUCUUCUGCCACCUGCCUUCUGGCUUGGGCUUCCUCUCCCUGGCUGGUGCCUAAUACCAGUUUUGCCCAAGCUGCUGUGGAGAGGGGGCCAGCAGGCCUAGUAGCUGCCACCCUGUCCUGUAUUCUCCUGGCCACUGGGCUUCAUUCCCAGUUCUUUUCCUUCCACUCCACAGCCAAAGGCUAUGACAAGACCACUCCCUGGCCAAUGGCAUCACUCCUCAGGCCUAUACCCAGCUCCUGGGGUUGGCCUCUUGACCAAUGGCAGAACCUCAAAAGGCCCUGUCAGCCAGUGGCAGCUCUUCUUGGGCUCCCCUGGACCAAUGAUGUUGCCUCCAAUAUCCUCUGUCCCACCUCUAUGCGUGCCCAUUGCAGAGAAGGGGACUGGGACCAAAGGGGUGGGGAUAAAGGGGAGCCCCAUUUCUGGCCCUGCAUCUGAAUGGGCUUCCUUCCACCCACCCAGUUUAAUUGUGCUCAGAGCCCCAGAAGAUUGGGGUUUAGCACUAGGAAUAAACCUUUCAUAAAAGCAGGUCCAGUGAGGUCAAUUUGUGGGGGACUCCAGGGAGGGUGGGCUGGGUGGAGAAAUGCUCAGCCUGAUUGUACACCAAAAUCUUACCAGGUCAGGAGAGCUAGGCCCAGACAGCUGAAGUCACAGUUUCAAGAACAGUCUGAAGGCCCAUUCUCCUUUCCCAACCCCCAGCCCAACUGGAACCAAAGCUUUGUUUGCCCUGCAGGCCAGUACCAUAAUAGCUAUGGAUAGAUCUUAAGAGCAGGGUCCAAAAGACGUUGGGCCAGCUGACUAUCAUACAUUCAUUCAUAUAACAAAUAUUUACAGAGUGCUUUUAUUUGCCAAGCACUGCACUAGACCCUGGGGAAACAUCAGUGAAUAAAGCACAGUCCCUGCCCACAGUGCUUACAGCCUAGUGGGGGAUAGAGACAAGUAACCAGGCAACUACAAUACAGCAGUAAGCCCUAGGAUACAGGAAGUACAGGGAGCUUUGGGAGCACAGAGGAGGGACGUGCAGCCUAAACUGGGGUGGGGAUGGGGGCUGUCAGCUUGGAAGCUGAGACCUG